Sphenostylis stenocarpa is the source of this 495-nucleotide messenger RNA. The record is from the annotation of a GenBank genome assembly. Lineage: Eukaryota; Viridiplantae; Streptophyta; Magnoliopsida; Fabales; Fabaceae.
AUGGCAGGUUUCAGUGGCGACGAAACCGCUCCUUUCUUCGGCUUCCUCGGCGCUGCCGCGGCUCUCGUUUUCUCCUGUAUGGGAGCGGCGUACGGAACUGCGAAGAGUGGGGUGGGAGUGGCCUCGAUGGGUGUGAUGAGGCCGGAGCUUGUGAUGAAGUCGAUUGUGCCGGUGGUUAUGGCUGGAGUGUUGGGGAUUUAUGGGUUGAUUAUUGCGGUUAUCAUUAGCACUGGGAUAAACCCCAAGGCUAAGUCUUACUAUCUCUUUGAUGGCUAUGCCCACUUGUCCUCUGGCCUUGCCUGUGGCCUUGCUGGCCUCUCUGCUGGAAUGGCCAUUGGGAUUGUGGGGGAUGCUGGUGUUAGGGCUAAUGCCCAGCAGCCGAAGCUGUUUGUUGGUAUGAUUCUUAUUUUGAUUUUCGCUGAAGCUCUUGCGCUCUAUGGCCUCAUUGUGGGUAUCAUCCUCUCAUCUCGAGCAGGCCAAUCUCGUGCUGAUUAA